CCCAGACGCGUUCUUCCUCAUUGCAAUCUCUCGCAAUCUCUCUCGCGCGCGCACGGCUGACUGUUUCAGCGAGAUUCGUCGCAAUAAUCGUGCUGAGACCCAAGGCAUACGGCCGACGAUGGCCAUCUCAUCAAACUGCACAUACUGGCAGAGCAGAGCAUACAGAAGCCAACUGAGCUUUUCAGCGUCUACUCUACCUACCACAUACAUCUUAACUUUGUUGACAGCCGAGUGAAUCAAUGUUUACGAGCAUCUCUCGUUGCACCGCCUUCUCCCGUCGUGCUGGCGACUCUGUUCCGCCAGUAGAAUAGUCCGGCCUACCUGAUCAUAUCACCCGCUACAAAGCCUGAAAUGGCACGCAACAAUACGCCACAUUUCCAGCACUUCCGCAGCCCGACCAAAGACAGGCGUUUGUAACCUCGUGGUAUUGGCUCGACAUAAUCUUGGGCCAAAAGUUCCUUGACUACACCCCUGCAAUGUCAACCAACUGAAACCAAGUUGGCAAAGUCCAGGUCAAGCAGCCAUACCAUUUUAGAGUCCGACAGGACCAUCUUCUGGCCAUGGAGCCCAACUCUAGAUCAUGAUACAACUGGUCUGGUGACUCACCCAGUUCUUGCAGUAGGUACAAAGCUCUCUGUUUACCCACAUGAUGUUCAGGAAGCAACGUCGAAAGCACGCAAUCCGCAGCAGGAUACCUAUCAUACCAGCAAAACUUCAAAGCAUCUCUGAGCUCUCCAGCACCUCCAAGCAUGGGCCUGCUUAGCAAGAAGACCAAGGGUGUCACCCCUAGCGACGGAGAAAAGCCGGCUUCAGGCGCAUCCAUCCCACCAGCACCUUCAACAACAGAACUGGCUCUGAUUGCUGAACGCGAAACCACGACAACGCAAGCCAGGAAGGCGAAGAAAGCGGAGACCAAAUACCGCGUCAAACGUCAGGCUACGCGUGCUCGCACAGAACGUGCAGCUGCCAAGACUCAUCUCAAGAACUCGUUCAAGGAAUUCCGAAGCGGGAUUGCAGCCAGCGCAAGAGCCAUCUGGCUGCUGCAGUACUGCUUGAGGGAGAGAAUUGCAGGGAAAGAGGGUACGAAGGAGAAGAGGCAGCUUGAGCGCAGCGAGACGAAGAGGAAGAAGCUCGAAGAAAAGAUGAGGAAGGCCGAGGAAAAGAUCGAAAGGAAGAAGGCGGAGAUACCUCCGGAGGAUCCAGAGAAGGAAGCAUAAAGGUGCAGUCGAGUAGUAUCAUGAAGGCGCGGAUGGAGUUGAGGAGCGAGAACAGCAUUUCCUAUGUCAGAGAAUGCAGUCGAAUUUCCUUGUGUACAGGUUUGAUUUUUGAGUGUAAUGUCGAUACCCGAGCUAAGCACACUACCAGUCUCCACUGAAGUCGAAAUUUGGAAGCAUCAAUAGCGCGAAACAGAAUCAUCAGAUUUGGAAAUCUAGCUCUUGCUUCAGG
Molecule: messenger RNA, 1446 nt
Organism: Pseudocercospora fijiensis CIRAD86
Lineage: Eukaryota; Fungi; Ascomycota; Dothideomycetes; Mycosphaerellales; Mycosphaerellaceae
Exons: 1
Coding region: 750-1217 (155 amino acids)
Source: RefSeq, a predicted model, not a curated record